Molecule: messenger RNA, 849 nt
Organism: Acanthosepion pharaonis
Lineage: Eukaryota; Metazoa; Mollusca; Cephalopoda; Sepiida; Sepiidae
Source: the annotation of a GenBank genome assembly
AUGGUUUUCCAUUUCGUUAAACGCAUUAUCCCCCUUUCCAUUCCUUCCACCCACGCAUCCUACCUGCCUUCCUUCCUUCAUUUCUCUCUUCCUUCCUUCCUGCCUUCCUUCCUUCCUUCCUUCCUUCCUUCUUUCUUUCUUUCUUUCUUCCUUCCUUCUUUCUUUCGUUUUGUUCUUUUCUUGACCUAUAUACAUAUCUAUCUAUCUAUCUAUCUAUCCUCGAUUGAUUUAUAUAUCUUUCUGCCUACUGUUGAUUUAUAUAUCUUUUUGCCUACUGUUGAUCUAUCUAUCUAUCUAUCUAUCUAUCUAUCUAUCUAUCUAUCUAUCUAUCUAUCUAUCUAUCUAUCUAUGACAGCGGUAUCACCUAUCGUUCGUUCGUUCCUUUCUUCCUUCCUUGCUUGUUCCCUUCUUUUCGUUCCGAGCUCUCCUGAAUUGGUUUAUCUAUCUAUCUAUCUAUCUAUCUAUCUAUCUAUCUAUCUAUCUAUCUAUCUAUCUAUCUAUCUACUCUCAAAUGAUCUAUUAAUACACUUUCUAAUGGUCUAUCUAACUAUCAAUCUAUCUAUAUGUCCGUAUUUGAUCUAUCUAUCUAUCUAUCUAUCUAUCUAUCUAUCUAUCUAUCUAUCUAUCUGUAUGUAUGUAUGUAUGUAUGUCCGUUUGUUUGUCAGUACGCAUGAGAGUGUUAUCACAUCUUUCUUUCUUUCUUUCUUAAUCUAUUUACUUAUCUAUCUCAUUCUAUCAUAUCUAUCUAUCUAUCUAUCUAUCUAUCUAUCUAUCUAUCUAUCUAUCUAUCUAUCUCAAUUCAUAUAUAUAUAUAUUAAUAUAUUAUGUAUGCUUUCGUUUUCUCACUAA